This is a messenger RNA of Spirodela intermedia, 2010 nucleotides long. The record is from the annotation of a GenBank genome assembly. Lineage: Eukaryota; Viridiplantae; Streptophyta; Magnoliopsida; Alismatales; Araceae.
AUGCUGUACUCAUACUGGCGAAGUUCGUGCUCUCACCGUGUUCGGAUCGCGCUCAACCUCAAGGGUCCUGCUCUGCCCCUUCUCUCAGUGCCCAUUUAUUGGUAGCGGUAGCGAUGGUCAAACUGACUGGUCCCCUGCGUUCUUCCCGGUUUGCUCGCCGUGAAGGGUUGGAAUACGAAUACAAGGCUGUGAACCUCGUCAAAGGAGAGCAGUUUAGCCCAGGUGAGCUGGACCCAGUCUUUUGGCCGGGCAUCAACCUCUUGCUGUUAACAUCAUCUCUACAGAUUCAUACACAAAUGAACAUCUUCUUGGAUUUCACGGCACCUGAGUGCACAUGAGAAAACUGUUUGAUGGGUUAUAAGCUCCAAUUCUUCCGAUCGUUCAAUGGCUGGAAUGCAGAUUUCGAGAAGCUGAAUCCUUCAAAGUUUGUACCCGUUCUAGUGGACGAAGGAGCAGUCAUCGCAGACUCUUUUGCGAUCAUACUGGUGUGUAGAAAAUGCCUUUCUUCUCUCUGUUGAUUCAUCCACCUGUUCGCUCAUGUUUUGUUUUCUCUUCUGCCUUGGUUUGGACAGUACUUAGAGGAAAAAUAUCCUCAGCACCCACUGCUCCCUCGUGAUCUUUUGAAGAAAACCAUCAAUUAUCAGGUAGUUGAAUCCCCUUUUCUUCAAUUCUCGUCAGAAAUUUCAAAUACAUUGAGUGGUGCCUGUUGAGAAGCUCUAGAUAUCUUGCUCUCUAUCAAAUGGUUCCUCCUGUUUGAUUUAUUUGUGCACUGAAAUAAUUCGGUACGUGUACAAUGAUACUCUUGGGUGGGUUGAUGGUGAGCGGCUGCGGUGUUUUGAUUAUAGGUGGCAAACAUCGUUUUCUCGGGCAUACAACCCCUUCAGAAUCUUAAUGUACUGGUAAGGGGGGUUUCCAUUAAUCACUAGCAAUGCUGCCGGUUCAGAAGGUUAAUGGUCUUCAUUCACCCACAGAAUUACAUUGAGGAGCUCUCAAAUGCUGACAAAAGACUUGAAUGGGCGCGGCAUCACGUUGAAACGGGGUUUGAAGGUCAGAAUCAUUCUGUCCGGAUCUUUCUUCCGCCGUUCGACAGCCAUAUAUGUUUUCCUUUGCUGAUCUUUCUUUGAGCUGCCAUUGCUCGGUCCUUUGCAUCUGUCUGAUUGGCGCUUUCGUUUUCCUGACUGAUCUAUCAUCAUCCCGUGAGAUUUUCAGCCCUUGAAAAGCUUCUAGAACGGCAUGCGGGAAAGUAUGCCACAGGAGAUGAAAUCUUUCUGGUAUGCUCGCCUCCUGUUUUCUCAAGUUCUUUUGCUUUUCCUUGUCAAUUUUAAUUCCUGCAUGUAAAAAUGAGCAGCCCUCUUCCACUCCCUCAUCUCAAGCCCUCAUCCUUUAUUGAAAUGGAGAAGUCAGGGACUACUACUAGUUGACAUAACUCAGACCUAUUUCCGGGUUCCCAAACAGGAGUACUGGUUUUCAGGUAAAAUUCACCUCUGGAAGAUGAUCUGGUGCAUGAAGCUGAUGAAAUUCUAUUAUUUCCACUUGCAGGCUGAUGUAUUUCUGGCGCCACAGCUCUACGCUGGAGCUUUUCGGUUCAAUAUCGACAUGGUAAGUGCGAUCGGGCUGCUUGAAAAAUAUUCCAGAGCUUGAUCCGCAUCUUCCUGUUUUAUCGGGAACGCAGUUUAGUUCAUCGAUCAAAAGGACGGUUGAUAAUUGGAGUAGAUUUUUUUUCUGCGUUUUACACGUCCUGGCGAACGAGUUGUGUUGUUUCAAGCUGUGUAUGACCGCAUAUAUGGAGGUGAUUACAGUUUAUGUUCAAGCAUUUCAAUCCACUCACCUCGGCUGUGUUGCUGUGCGGCUCUGUUCGUUCUUGCGCUGACAUGAGAUUGCUCCAUCUUCUCCGGGAACUCUCAGGGCCGUUACCCCAUCCUCGCUCGGCUGAUGUCUGCGUACGACGAGAUCCCGGCGUUCCAAGCAGCCCGCCCCGAGGUGCAGCCCGAUUGCCCCCCCUCCGCUUGA